AUGUGGAGCCAGAAAGCUGAUUCCGGCUGCCAGAGAAAAGGUCAGGGUUGUAUUUCCUUUCCUUCCUUCCUGAUGGAUGGUCCGUUUUUUGAAAUGUGGACUCCCCAAGGCCGGUGGGGCUGGUGCCAUUCCAGAAAUGUGUCACGCUGUGGGCGGGACAGUGGGAAGGGACCUGAGGGUAGGUGUCAAGGCAGGCCCCCCAAAUAGCCGGAGCAGCAGGAUGGACGACAGGGGCUCCCCGGCUCUAAGCGUGUCGGUCUGGCCAUGCUGCUCCUCGGGCUGCUGCUGCUGCCCCUGCUGGCCGGCGCCUGCCUGCUGUGGGGCCAGUGGAAGCGCAGGGGCCUCCACCUCCCGCCUCGUGCCCCGGGCUUCCUGCACCUGCUGCGGCCCAACCUCCCUGUCUACCUGCUGGGCCUGACCCAGAAGUUCGGGCCUGUCUAUAGGCUGCGCCUCGGGCUGCAAGAAGUGGUCGUGCUGAACUCCAAGAGGACCAUUGAGGAAGCCAUGGUCAGAAAGUGGGUGGACUUUGCUGGCAGACCCCAGCUGCUGUCCUACAAGCUGGCAUCUCAGGGCUACCCGGACCUGUCCCUAGGGGACUACUCCCUGCUCUGGAAGGCCCACAAGAAACUCACCCGCUCGGCCCUGUUGCUGGGCAUUCGCAACUCCAUGGAGCCCGUGGUGGAGCGGCUGACCCAGGAGUUCUUCGAGCGCCUGAGAGCCCAGGCCGGCACCCCUGUGGCCAUCCAGAAGGAAUUCUCUUUCCUCACCUGCAGCAUCAUCUGUUACCUCAUCUUCGGAGACAAGAUCAAGGAGGACAACUUGUUACAUACCUUUCACGACUGUGUUCAGGAGGUGAUGACGAUCUGGGACCACUGGGCCACCCAAAUUGUGGACGUAGUUCCCUUUCUCAGGUUCUUCCCUAAUCCAAGUCUUCGGAGGCUGAAGCAGGCCAUGGAGAGGAGGGACCACUUCGUAGAGAAGCAGCUGAGGUGGCACAAGGAGAGCCUGGUGGCAGGCCAGUGGAGGGACAUGACAGACUACAUGCUCCAAGAGGUGGCAUUGCCCAGAGUGGAAGAGAGCCCUGGACAGCUCCUUGAAGGGCACGUGCACAUGUCUGUGGUGGACCUUCUCAUAGGUGGCACUGAGACCACGGCGACCACCCUCUCCUGGGCCGUGGCUUUCUUGCUUCACCACCCUGAGAUUCAGCGGCGACUGCAGGAGGAGCUAGACCUCGUACUGGGCCCCAGUGCCUCUGGCUCCUGGGUCUCCUACAAGGACCGUGAGCGGCUGCCCUUGCUCAACGCCACCAUUGCCGAGGUGCUGCGCCUGCGGCCAGUUGUGCCCUUGGCCUUGCCCCACCGCACCACGCAGCCCAGCAGCAUCUUCGGCUAUGACAUCCCUGAGGGCACGGUUGUCAUCCCCAACCUCCAAGGCGCCCACCUCGACGACACAGUCUGGGAGCGGGCACAGGAGUUCUGGCCGGACCGCUUCCUGCAGCCGGGCAAGAGCCCCAGAACGCUGGUAUUCGGGUGCGGGGCCCGCGUGUGCCUGGGCGAGCCGCUGGCACGCCUGGAGCUCUUUGUGGUGCUGGCGCGACUGCUGCAGGCCUUCACGCUGCUGCCGCCUGCGGGCGCCCUGCCCUCCCUGCAGCCCCGGCCCUACUUCAGCGUCAACCUCGAGAUUCAGCCUUUCCAGGUGCAGCUGCAGCCCCGGGAGAUGGGCGGCCCCAACUUGGCCAAGCGCCAGUGACGGGGCAGGACCAGUGCCAGCCACGUGCCUC
Lemur catta (Ring-tailed lemur) is the source of this 1780-nucleotide messenger RNA. RefSeq names its product steroid 21-hydroxylase. Gene Ontology annotation, molecular function: iron ion binding; heme binding; steroid 17-alpha-monooxygenase activity. The coding region runs from base 265 to 1749 and encodes 494 amino acids. The transcript has 10 exons. Lineage: Eukaryota; Metazoa; Chordata; Mammalia; Primates; Lemuridae. Gene Ontology annotation, biological process: hormone biosynthetic process; progesterone metabolic process. The record is from RefSeq and is a predicted model, not a curated record.